AUGGUUGACGCUAACUUUGUGCUCUCCAUAAUUUUCGUUUAAAUGGCCAAAAAAUUUAUUAAUAUUUUUGUCAGCGUUUUGCUCGUCAUUAUGCUGCAAUCAGUUACUAACCAGGCCUCAAACAUCAAUGAUCCAUACUUUGUUGGCGGUGUAGUAGAAUUUCGUCCCGACUUUGUCGGUCUAACGGCAGCGGAAUUGAUAGCCAAACACACGGCUGCAUACAUAGAAAUACUGGAAUCACCUGAGGCACUUGAUACUGAUAUUGUAGUCUUCCCCGAAGGUACACUUAACAAUGAAUUCCAACCCACCUAUGUGCCAGCUCCGGAAGGGGCGGUAAUACCGUGUCUACUGGCAAACCAGACCAAUCACUAUGAAACCUUCCUGGUUCAAUUAUCUUGUAGUGCUCGUGCGAACCGUAAAUAUGUGGUUAUAAAUUUAAACGAAAAGGAAAAUUGUACUGACAAUGCGGCUUUCGAUCCACGACCCUGUGCUACAAACGGUCUAAACAUGUACAACACGAAUGUGGUGUUCGAUCGUGAGGGCCGUGUCAUAUCACGCUACCGCAAGUUUAAUAUCUAUUUAGAGCGCAAAAAUACAACAUAUCAGCCAGAGUUUGCUAUAUUCGAUACGGAUUUCGGCGUGAGGUUCGCACAUUUCAUAUGCUUCGAUUUACUUUUCUACACACCAGCUGAGGAGCUGGUAGAUAAAUAUGGCAUUAGGAAUAUCAUCUUUACCAGCAUGUUCUACUCCGAAACUCCUUUUCUUACAGCCAUACAACUACAACAAUCCUGGGCUUGGGGCAAUAAUGUUACACUGCUCGCAGCUGGUGGUAGUUAUCCGAUGGCUGGUGCUACAGGUUCUGGUAUCUACGCAGGUAGUGGUGGCAGUCUCUCUACUGCAAUGAUAGGCACAAUAGGCGUGCGUCAACUAUUGGUAGCGAAAGUACCUAAAUUUGGCAACGAAAGUAGUCCACAAGUAACUAGAACCAGACAGUUCGCUGAUGUAUCAGCAACGCCACAAACCGGCAUAAAAUUGCUUCGCGACCCGCAAUUAGAUAACUUUAAUUCCGUGCUGCUACCACUAACUCCCUCGACCGCCAUUUCUGUAGAGCAGUGCGCCGAAGAUCUGUGUUGUACAUUAACGGGCGAAACUACAACUAGUAAAAACUCGUACGGUAAUGGCACUGCCACCGGAGCUUAUCGAUACCGUUUUGGUGUUUUCACUGGCCAACGCACAUACGAAAAGGAACAGUACAGCUCUGUCGCCAUUUGUGCUCUGUACGCAUGUACCAAUGAAACGGUGUCCAGUUGUGGUCUUCUAUUCGCUGCAAAUACAACGAUUGUGCCUGAAAUAGCUUUCACACGUUUAAACAUUGCUGGGAGCUUCAAAAAAACAGAACGCCUACUGGUAAUGCCAAACACAUUGGAUUUGAGUCUUUACUCGUUGCAGCCAGAGCAGGUGGACUGGGAGUUUGCGGACAAAGGCAACUCUUAUGCUGCCUCAAUAGAUUUAAAAGCUUCCGCGGACAACCUGCUGGCUUUUGGUAUCUACGCAAACUACUAUGACAGCUCGUCAGCACCGAAAUAUGGUGGAUCCAUGGCAAUGUUGGUUACGUGCCUGUGGCUCUGGACCAGCAUUUAUGUGAUUGACUUUUUGCACAAACGAUUUUUUAGUCUUAAAUUUGUAUGUAAUAAUUAAUUAUUACGGCAAAAUUACUCACGGUUGUGCUAAAAUUUUCAAAACAUGUUUAGUCUGACGUAAAGGAUAUCCAACCGCUUAUAACUAUGAUUGGACUCUCGUAUCGUCUGCGAUUGUAUGACCUUUUCCAUCGU
This is a messenger RNA of Anastrepha obliqua, 1832 nucleotides long. RefSeq names its product vanin-like protein 3. The coding region runs from base 43 to 1698 and encodes 551 amino acids. NCBI's taxonomy places the organism in Eukaryota, Metazoa, Arthropoda, Insecta, Diptera, Tephritidae. The transcript has 4 exons. Gene Ontology annotation, molecular function: hydrolase activity, acting on carbon-nitrogen (but not peptide) bonds, in linear amides. The record is from RefSeq and is a predicted model, not a curated record.